Molecule: messenger RNA, 2373 nt
Organism: Diaporthe citri
Lineage: Eukaryota; Fungi; Ascomycota; Sordariomycetes; Diaporthales; Diaporthaceae
Exons: 4
Coding region: 1-2373 (790 amino acids)
Biological process (GO): protein processing
Cellular component (GO): plasma membrane
Molecular function (GO): metalloendopeptidase activity
Source: RefSeq, a predicted model, not a curated record
AUGUCGAACAACAACGCUCACGAGAGCACGCCUCUUUUACGGGGCAAUGACGGCGCGGAAGAGAGCGGGGACGCCCACACUCCUCCCUCGACUUGGCAGCGCGCGAAGAGCUGGAUCUCUUCCCACGCCGUCAACCUCGUCCUGACCGCACUUCUUGCCGUGUUCGUCGUCUUGUUCCUCGUCACCGCUUUCAUCCAGACAUCAGGCGGCGGUGAUGAAGAGAAGCCACCCUCCGAACCGACCCCGGGUGAGGGAGCUGAAAUAUGCACCUCGGCCGGCUGUGUCCUUGCCGCCUCAACACUUCUCCGCAGUCUCUCAUCGAGAUACAAGGACCUUGACCCCUGUGAUGACUUCCGCACGUACGUUUGUGAGGGUUUCGAUGCCGUCCACGAGAUCCGGGAAGACCAAACCGGCGUUGGCAGUCUCCAGAUCAUGAGCGAGGAAGGCCAGCUCCUUCUCAAGCGUAUCCUGGAAUCCCCAGAGCCUGCACAGACCUCCCUGUUCUGGACUGCAUCCUCACCGGACAAGGAGAUCUACCGCAAAUUGCACGAUGGCUACAACGCCUGCUUGAACGAGACUCAGCUGAAGUCGAUCGGUUCUAAGCCUUUGCUGGACCUUCUCACCGGACUCGGGGACCUGUACCCCGUGAAGAAGCCAAAGGGAAAUAAGGAUCACUCGCUCACUGAUGCUGUGGAGUAUCUCAUUGGCAAUGGAAUUAGAGGCCCACUCUCCAUUGGUGUCGGUGCUGACGACAAGGAUCCUGAUUCCAACAUCAUCUCCCUCAGUCCCCCUUGGUCUUUCGGUCUACCAUCGAAGCAGUAUUACAACCGGACUGAAAUCGCCACUGCCUACAAGGAGACGAUCGGUACCGUCCUGGAGGCUUUGCGCAAGGAAGCUUCACCCAAGCACAGCGUGCUGUCCACAUUUGACAGCCCAGACGCGCCUGCUACGCUGAAUAAGAAGCUCGUCGACAGCUUGGUUGAUUUCGAGUACAGCUUGGCAGCAGCAUCGCCUGAUCCCGAGGAUCUCUCCGACAUCACUAAGGUUUACAACCCUCGAACCUUAGAUGAGGCAGAAGCAUAUAACCCUGAAAUUUCGGUCAAGGACAUCAUCCGUCUCUUUGCUGGCGACUAUAAACCUUCCAAGAUCAUCGUGGCAUCCCCGCAUUAUUUGAAGUCUCUGGCAAAGAUUCUCGAAUCAGAGAGCCGUGAGGUCAUCCAAGCAUACCUUGCCUGGAAAGUGGUGCAAACAUGGGGUGGGUCUGUCGAGGAUGACAGCGUCGAGCCCCUACGCAGGUUCAACAACAAGCUUCAGGGCAAGGAACCGGAUGUCAAGGCGGAACGAUGGAGGACCUGCAUUAGCGUCGUCGAUAGCGAUCUUCCCUGGAUUCUCAGCCGCUUCUUCAUCGAACGCGCUUUCUCCAAAGAGGCGAAAGACCUGGGUGACCAGAUCAUCCACGACAUCAAGGACUCCUUCAUCUUCAAGCUCAACCAUUCGGAAUGGAUGACUGAGAAGGUGCGCGAGUUUGCUAUUGAUAAAGUGCAUCUCAUCCGGCAAAAGAUUGGAUAUCCCACCCAGAGCCCGGAUGUCACCAACGCGAAAGAACUUCAAAAGUACUACAGCAGCGUCAACGUAUCUGCCGAUUCGUUCUUUGCCAACCGGCUCUCUUCCACCAGAGACGAUGUGAGGCGAGAGUGGGCGCAGGCCGGCAAGCCUGUAGACAAGGCUGAGUGGGGCAUGUCCGCGUCGACUGUCAACGCAUACUACAACCCACCCGGCAACGAGAUCGUUUUCCCUGCUGGUAUCAUGCAGGCUCCGGUCUUCUACGAUCCGUCCCUUCCUAAGUACCUCUCAUAUGGCGCCUUCGGCGCCGUGGCAGGUCACGAGUUGUCGCACGCUUUUGAUUCGUCCGGCAGGAACUACGACCAGAAUGGCAACUAUAGCGACUGGUGGGAUGAGUCCACCAUCAAAGCCUUCAAGCACAAGACGGACUGCUUCGUGGAGCAGUAUCACAACUAUACCAUCCCGACGAAGGACGGCGACCUGCCCAUCAACGGGAAGCUCACCCUCGGUGAGAACAUCGCCGAUGCUGGUGGUCUCACUGCUGCAUUCCAGUCUUGGCGUCGCCGAGACGAUGAGAAGGAGGAUCUUAUUCUUCCUGGCCUGGAUUACUUCUCGAAGGAGCAGAUCUUCUUCCUCGCCUAUGGGCUGACCUGGUGUGGGAAGACGAGGGAGGAGGAGGCUAUCAGGAGGAUCUACACGGACCCUCACAGCCCUGCUUCUUACAGAAUUCAGGGUACUACCGCCAACUCUCGGGAGUUCCGAGAGGCAUUUAAGUGUCCCGUCAAGGAGCCUACUUGUGAACUGUGGUAA